UAACGCGUUAGAGGAAGUCCCACCCCACAGCAUCCGAUGUCAUCACUGGCUGCUAACUUUCCAACUGCGGCGGUAAGUACGUAGCCCAUAAUCCACGCUACAAAGAGGUAUAGUUCCGGUGUUCAAGGAUGCUAACCAAGCUCAGAUGCUUACCAAUGAAGCUGCUCAGCCUUUAAAAAAGAGUUUCAAGAUUGGCCACAGCACUUCAAACCUCACAUCUUAGUACUCCAUGACGCAGACACUCGUCCUGUAUGAUACCCUCUCCAACCUACCAGGCAACAACUGGUCACCCAACCCCGCAAAGUCGAGGUUCAUUUUGAGCUACAAGGGUCUUCCAUUUGUGACUGUCUGGGUCGAAUACUCAGACAUCUCGAUCGCUAUGAAGGCCAUCGGUGCAAAGCCAAACAAACGUUCAGACGGCACGGAUGUUUACCCCGUCCCCGUCCUCAGCGACCCUAACACCGGUGCCCUCAUAACUGACUCCCUCGAGAUUGCCUCCUACCUCGAAAAGACAUAUCCCGAGAAGGCCAUUUUCCCCAACAACUCAGAAUCCUUCAUACGCGAGUUCGACUCCGCCCAUUCCAGACUCAUUAUACCUGCUAUAAAGUCUAUCUUCGCACGCUCCGCGGAAAUAUUGAGUCCCGCCAGUGCGAAAUUCUUCAUCGGAGUCCGUUCGAUAGAUGUCCCGCUACCUUGGGAUGCGACUUACGGUGAAGACUGGGCCUCACUAGAGAAGGGGUACAAUACUGCGUAUGAAUGGUACCAGAAGACAGACGGGAAGUGGUUCAUGGGCAACACUUUUUCGUAUGCAGACAUCAUCGUGGCUUGUCGUUUGCUGUGGUUCAAACGAGUUUUGAAGGAGGAUGAGUGGGUCAGGAUCAGUUCUUGGAAUGGAGGGAAAUGGGCCCAACUUCUUACAGAUGUGGAGAAGGAGUGCAAAUUGGCGUAGAAGAUUGCGCAUCCUAUAGCCUUUAUUUCAGAGAAAUUUAAAACAAUGAUAGGUUCCUUCAACAGGUCAAC
Molecule: messenger RNA, 1020 nt
Organism: Suillus fuscotomentosus
Lineage: Eukaryota; Fungi; Basidiomycota; Agaricomycetes; Boletales; Suillaceae
Exons: 3
Coding region: 230-949 (239 amino acids)
Source: RefSeq, a predicted model, not a curated record